AUCAUCCGGUGAAUGAAUUUUUGGAUCUGUUCAGUCGCCACAUGCUUCCUCAUACAAUAGAUGAGCCCCACAUUGAUGCAGAAUCAACUCAGACUGAACCCUGUACUUCAGACUCUGUGCAGGAUUCGUCUGAAUAUAUAAUACUGGAUUCUUUCUUUCCAAACUUUAUAGAAUAUGAAGAAGAGGAAGACUGUGAAAACACUACUGACGUUACAACUCCUCCAGCUUUGCAAUUCAUCAAUGGAAAACAACAAGUCACUAGUGCUCUUAAGAGCACAAAAGCUGAGGAAGCGAGAAGUGACCAAAUUGAAAGCGUUGCACAUUCCAAAAAAGUAACCUUUUCUCAAGUCAAUGAAACAAACACAUUUAUAAUACCUGAAACUGAAUCUUCUGGUACUAUGCAACCAAGCAAAGCUGGAGAAGUAAUAGGGGCAUUUGAAGUGACACAACCGACAGCAGAUGUUGCAAUGUUAGAACCUGUUUAUAGUGGUGAGUCAGAAGUUGCCACAACAAAUAAACCAAUAGCCAUUACUUCUUCAUAUGAGCAGUCCCUGCAAAGAAAUAGAGAGGCUGCAACAGGUCAUGGAACUGAGAACUCUACUAAAGCUACAAAAAGCUUGCUUUUAAUUACUGGUGAAUCUUCUGGAGAUGGCUCCACUGAAUCUGAUUUAUCCAGUUCUAUCUUCUCAGAAAUUGUGACAAUGUCAGGAAGGGAAGAAGAUGAAAAAUAUUCUGGUGUAACUUCUGCUCCUGAUGCACUUACUGUGGAAAGUUCUACUGUAACUGCUUCUCUGGGUGCAGCUUUUAAUACUACUACGGUAGGCAUAGGUGUGAAAAACCUUAUUCCAGAACAGGCAACACCUGCUCCAGCAGAUCAUUACAAAUCAACUAUUAAACCUAAUGGAAAUUCCCCUGUAGAAAAUCUUCUGGAAACAAGUAGUCGUACAGCAAAGCCUGAGAUGAGUGCUGCUUCUAUUCUGGUUCUAGAAGGCUCUGGAGAUGUAGAAAAGGACAUCGCUAUAACUUCAGUCAUGACAACGAGAACAGCAGCAACAGAAACACUUAGAAUGCAAGAUAUUUCCUUAGGCUCUGGCACACUUCUGCCAACAGAAACUUCUGUAACCACUUCAGGAAUCAACUCUGCUUUGUCCAGAGGAAUAAGCACACUUUAUUCUACUUUUGAUCAAAAUUCUGAAGUAACUGUUGCCACCAAUUCUGUGUCUGAGUUUAUUACAGAAAAAAUAGUUCCCAGCUCUCUUGUAACUGAAAAGAAUAUUGGAGAUGAAAAAGAAGUACAGACCACUGUUUCAUUAAGUUGGGAAAAUUCAGCUACUGCUGCAGAGGGAAAUUUGGAGUUGAAUGAAUUUGGGAGUACUACUAGUGAAAUCAGAACUGUUAGCCAAGAGCCCAACCUGCUCAGAAAAAUGGUACCUGUAAUAGGUACCAUAAAUUCUGAAAUCAAAAAAGUCACCACUGUUCCUCUCCUUAUCUCCUUCAGAGAUAAGAAGCUUUUUAUAAAUGAAGGAUCAACAGAAGAACCAGCAGACAUAUUUUCAGGGGGUCUCACAAGAAAAGUGGUAAGUACUGACUCCCCAUUUACUGAUCCAGGUUCUGGAGACUUGGAUGUUAUCAUUGAGUCUGCUACUAUGGCUUCAAUUCCAUUAAGGCCUGUCACUGAAACACAAGCAGAAAAGCAUGAAGGAAAAGUUUACAGCAUAGAUGAUACUUCACUGAAGAGUGCAACAACAGAAUAUGACAAACGUGCAGGAACAGAUGAAUCGACAAUAUCAGUUUCAAGUACUGGGUCAAAUGGCUUGACAAAGGAGUCUGUAGCAGCAAGUCAGAUGUCCCAGGAUGUGUUUAGUACAGGAAACCCAGGAGAACAAAGCCAGGAAACAGAACCAAUUUACACAGCUUCUUUUGAAGUAAAAUCUAGUCCUGGUUCUAGAAAAGAGCUAACAUCUCAUGUUGCACCAGGGGUUAAAACUGAAGAUUUAGAAGCAAGUGAUGUCACAUCAUCUCCAGAAUCAGUGGCUAGUAACAGCCCUCAUGACAUCAUGGUGACAUAUGACACUGGCAGUAUAAAAGCAGAAGCUGAAUCUACAGAAAGCAAAAAUGCACAAGUUAGUUCUUCAACUGUCUCCUUAGGCAAGAUUCUCCUGAUUAAGCAUGGCUCUGGAGAAAAAUUCAAAGGUGAUGGCAGCACCACAAAACUAAUGUCUAAUGGACCUACUGAAGAAAUACUUGGAAGUCAUUUCCUAUUUAUUGAUCAGGGAUCUGGGGAAGCAGACACAUUCAUUGAAUCAUUUGCUGAAGCAGCAGUUUCACCUACUGGGAGACCAGGAACAGGAGAGAAGUAUGACAAAAACAUUGCCAGCACACCAUCUAUGGAUCAUACCCUCAGUACCAAACCUGAUGAGCUAGUCACAAGUACUGAACAUGAAGUAACCACAAUGGGAACUGUACCUGACAUAAGAAUGGAAGAGAAAACAAUUGAUGAACUGAUAAUGAGAGCUUUUCCUACAAAGAUUCCUUUGAUGGAAGAUAUUCAUUCUGGGGAAGACAGGCUAAGGGAUAUUUCACCGAAAGCUAUAGAAUCCUCUGAAGAAACAAUAACAGACCGAUCCUUUAAAAGUACACAGGCUAACCAUGAACAUUUGGGAUUUUUAAAUGUUCCUAAUGUCAGUCCAUAUUCAGAAGGAAAGGAAUUAGAAACUGAAUCAGUUAAAAAAAUACUCUUGCCAUUUAGUGAUGACAGAGUAACUGAGCCUGUAAAGAUUGAAAGGAAAUACAAAAGCUCUCCAGUUACAGAUAUAGAGCAAGGGGAGGAGUUGGUACAAAAUAUUUUGCCUACAAAAAAUUAUCCUGGAUCAUUCCUGAUAUCCAAAGAACAAAAGGUAACAAAUAAUAAGCUCAUCAGUGAUCCACUGUUUUCAGGACAAGGAUCAGGAGACGACCUUACUGUUAUUCCUUCUGUAGUGCCAGUGACUGUCAAAGAAAUAAUGAGUACUUCCAGUCCUCAAACUUCUUAUCCUACAAAUAUGGGACCCAAGAUUUCAACUGACAAGACACAAGAGUUUGAGAGAGGAAGCACUGAAUCAAAUGCUGAAGUUGAUGAAGAAGUUACAAGUGCUGUAACUGAGCUGCUAUUGGAAACUGAAGACCAGUUCCCCAGCUCAACAAUCACCAGUUCCCCAGCUUUAGCAGAAGAGAGCUCCAAGAGCUUCAGCUCUACAGAGAUUAAAGAGAUGAUGCAUUUUUUUGUUGCCACUGAAGAACCUUACAAAAAGGAAACUAACUAUAAAAGAGCAGGAAAUGAAACAGAUACAACAGCUACUUCUGAAGCUGUUUCUCAAGAGGAAACUUCACAUUUGCUGAUUAAAGAUGACAUAACUCCGGUUUCUGUAAUACUGAGUGGAACUCCUAAACUUGAAACAGAUGAAUUGCUUGUAACAUCAACAGCAAUACCAGGCAGAAUAUUACCUGAAAGCUCUGGAGAAGGAUCUGGCUGGGUUGGUGUUUUGGAUUCAUCUUCUCCCGAUAUGUUUACUCAUUUUUCAACACCCCAUGUGUCAAAAGUAGAACUAAAUUCUUCAUCUACUAUUCCUGGGGAAAUUUAUUCUGAAGUUAUGACAACAGAGGCACCAGUAGAUGAAUCACAGAGUGUAAUCACAGGACUUACAUCACUUUUUACGAAAGAAAAAGAGAUCAUGGAAAAUCCAUCUGCUGUUCAACUAAAGACAGCUACAUCAGAAGAACUAACAAGUGAUACUGGGGUAUAUGAGAAAAUUAUUCCCAUGAUUGAUGAUAGAAGAAGUGUUAUGUUGAAUGUUUCUGUUUAUGGUGAUAUUACACUAAUUGAAGAACGACUUCAAAUCCCAUCAGAAGAAACAACUAUUAUAGACAUGGAUCACUCAAAAUCAAUGCCUGAAGACAUAAUAAGUGUGCAGACAGUGCCAAAUCCUGUCAUACAAUCAACAUAUGGCAGUGAUGAUAACAUGACAGCUGAAGGGGAGAAAUAUGACUCAACACUUAGAUUUUCCAUAACCAAGGAGAAGACACUUGGAUCUGGUGAUAGUCUUUCUUUGACUACUUCCAGUCAGCCAAGCAAUGAAUCAGUAACAGCUGGGCACAGACCAAAACCAGAUGACAAGGAUCUGGGUUCAGGGAAUGCCAUGAAGUUUACAACAGAAACUCUCAUCACUACCAAACCCUCUGAAAUGGGCAUUUUCCUUCCUACCAUACCAUCACUGGCAAGCCCUCAUGUGCAUCAUGAGUCCAAUAAACACACUCUAACAAGCACAACGGAAGAUAUCUGUGAGCUGAAUACUUCAGCAAACAACCGAGUAAUAGCAGAUCAAAGUGAAACAAUCUCUGUCUCUGGCUUUUCUGGAAUGGGGCCAGAAGAACUAGAUGAUAAGCCUGUGGUUCCUUCUCUUACACCACUUUUCACUAGUGAGACAGAAAAGGCUUUGACAACUGACAUGCUUGAUGUAAGUUUUGUUACCACACAGCGUACAUCCCAACUGACAACUGUAUCAUCUAGCAAGAAUGAAGAAAAACAUCCUACAGUAUACACAAACACAAAAUCAGCAUCAGCACAGCAUGAAGAAUCAGAUUCAGUGAGCUUUUAUCCUGCACCACAAAGUCAUAAAUCCCCAGUAACUGUUCAGUUAGUAAAUGGAGUAUCUGAGUAUCCUGAGGUAAUCAUUCCAAGUACAUCAUCGUCAAAGGAUUCAGGUCAGUCUGACCAUUCAUCAGAAGGAACCUUCAAAGAGGUUAGUUCUGAUAUUGCAGCAACAUAUAAACCAUCCACUACAGAUCUUCUCAACAGAACAGAGUCUUCUCUGCUGGAGUUUUCUCCCAAGCCUAUUUUGGAAAGCACAACUACUGAAAGUACUCCUCACUUUAACAGACUUGUAACAGACAGGACAGAGGAGAGAGAAACCUCUGUAACUGAUUCAGCAGCUGAGGAAGAAGCUAGUGUUUCUGGAGAUUCUCUGUCAAUACAUGCCUUGCCUACCACUUUUCUGAAUUUUGGAGAAAGAGCAAGUACAGAUGUUCCAAAAGCUAGCACAAUAAAAGUUGAAGCUUCCUCAGGGAGAGUUAACAACCCCCAUCAAGAAGAUUACAGGAGUACUGAGAGAGAGAUCCCAUGGGUUUUUUCCACAGCUGUUUCAGUUUCACCUAAUAGUAUUGAAAGUGAAGUAUUCAGACCUGUCCAGGAAGCAGUUACAAUGCUAUCGUCAUCUUCACAGCCUUUGGAGAGAAGCACAGAAACACAGUCACCUUUGUUUGGUCGAGAGGAGAUUGCGACAAUUUCUUCUAACAUUGCAACACACGCCACUGCCCCUGGAAGCAGUCCGUAUCAAAAUGAGCAGUCAACGAUAAGCUCUGAGGAGCCAAAUACUAUUGAACUUGUAACUACAUCAUUUUUUCUUCCGGAAGUCACUAAUGGAUCAGAUUUCCUGGUUGACACCAGUGUGGGUUCAGUUGAAGGCACAGCUGUGCAAAUUCCAGGCCAGGAUCCAUGCAAAAGCAAUCCCUGCCUUAAUGGUGGUACCUGCUAUCCCCAUGGUUCAUUUUACAUCUGUACAUGUUUGCCUGGUUUCAACGGUGAGCAGUGUGAAUUAGAUAUCGAUGAAUGCCAGUCUAACCCAUGCCGGAAUGGAGCCACGUGUAUAGAUGGCCUCAAUACCUUUACUUGCUUGUGUCUGCCAAGCUAUAUAGGUGCUCUCUGUGAACAAGACACGGAGACCUGUGAUUAUGGCUGGCACAAGUUCCAAGGACAGUGCUACAAAUACUUCGCCCAUCGGCGUACAUGGGACACGGCUGAAAGGGAGUGCCGUCUCCAGGGAGCACACUUGACAAGCAUCCUGUCUCAUGAGGAGCAGAUCUUUGUGAACCGUAUUGGCCAUGACUACCAAUGGAUUGGCCUCAAUGACAAGAUGUUUGAGCGUGAUUUCCGCUGGACUGAUGGUAGUCCGCUGCAAUAUGAGAACUGGCGACCAAACCAGCCAGACAGCUUCUUUUCAGCUGGAGAAGACUGUGUUGUUAUAAUAUGGCAUGAGAAUGGGCAGUGGAAUGAUGUGCCAUGCAAUUAUCACCUUACCUAUACCUGCAAGAAAGGAACAGUUGCUUGUGGUCAGCCUCCUGUUGUGGAAAAUGCAAAGACCUUUGGAAAGAUGAAACCUCGUUAUGAGAUCAACUCCCUUAUCAGAUAUCACUGCAAAGAUGGUUUCAUCCAGCGUCACAUUCCAACCAUCCGGUGUCAAGGGAAUGGAAGAUGGGAUAUGCCUAAAAUUACUUGCAUGAAUCCAUCCACAUACCAAAGGACUUACUCUAAGAAAUACUACUAUAAACAUUCUUCAUCAGGAAAGGGAACAUCAUUAAAUUCAUCAAAACACUAUCAUCGCUGGAUCAGAACGUGGCAAGACUCAAGGCGCUGAGAGCUAAAUGCUUCACCAUUCAUGAGAAAGGACUGCAUGGAGGAGUUGUGCAUGACAAGGAGGGCCUGUAAAAAUCCAAGUGCUAAUACAUUAACUUUAUCAACCAAGGCCACUUUUUUAAAAAGAAAAAGAAGAAUUUAAAAUUUAAAAAUCACCUUCACGACAUUAACCACAACGUCUACAUUACAGGUCUCUGCAUUCUGAAAUGGAGAUAGACCUGAUGUUUGGGGGAAUUUUUUUUAAAAACAAACAAAAAUCAAAAAAGUAAAUAAUUUUGUAUAUAUAACCAUUUUUUAAUCUUUUUAUAAAGUAAUGAAUGUUUGUGUAUGAAUGCUGCAGCUGU
Messenger RNA from Mesitornis unicolor (brown roatelo), 6792 nucleotides. RefSeq names its product versican core protein-like. The transcript has 9 exons. The record is from RefSeq and is a predicted model, not a curated record. Gene Ontology annotation, molecular function: calcium ion binding; signaling receptor activity. The annotation marks the transcript as partial. Lineage: Eukaryota; Metazoa; Chordata; Aves; Mesitornithiformes; Mesitornithidae.